Molecule: messenger RNA, 2570 nt
Organism: Darwinula stevensoni
Lineage: Eukaryota; Metazoa; Arthropoda; Ostracoda; Podocopida; Darwinulidae
Source: the annotation of a GenBank genome assembly
CGCUGGCCCCGUCGUGUGGUGAAGGUGAUGCAGUGAAGGGAGAGUCUCGGUCCGUCGUGCCUGCCCAGGCGGGGAUCCUUCCAUGGACCGAAAGCGAUCCUUCGUGAAUCCCUUCCAUCGGCCAUGGAUGAGGGGGAAUUCCGCGGCUGCGACCCCAGGCUCGACCAGCAAAGGCCUCAAGGGAAUCGUUGCAGGUGGCAUCACCGGGGGAAUCGAGAUCUGCAUCACUUUCCCGACCGAAUACGUGAAGACCCAGCUGCAGCUCGACGAGAAGAGGGGCGAGGUGAAACGCUACAAUGGGAUCGUCGACUGCGUGCGAAAGACCGUCAGGGGCUACGGGAUCCUCGGUCUCUACCGGGGCCUCUCGGUCCUUCUCUACGGAUCCAUUCCCAAGUCUGCCGUCAGGUUUGGUGCAUUUGAGGAACUGAAGAAGAUGAACGUCGACGAACGAGGGAACCUGGCCCCUCACAAACGACUCCUCUGCGGCCUUGGGGCCGGGGUGGCCGAGGCCAUCUUCGUCGUGACCCCCAUGGAGACAGUUAAGGUGAAGUUCAUCCACGACCGCACGUCUGCAAACCCCCAGUUCCGAGGCUUCUUCCACGGCGUCUCGACCAUCGUCAGGCAGCAAGGCCUGCGGGGAACAUACCAGGGCCUGACACCGACGAUCGCGAAGCAGGGCAGCAACCAGGCGAUACGCUUCUUCGUCAUGGAGACCCUCAAGGACUGGUGGCGCGGCGGGGACCCCAACAAACCCGUCAACAAGCUCCUCACCGGGGCGUUCGGCGUCGUGGCUGGUGCCGUCUCCGUCUUCGGGAACACGCCCAUCGACGUGGUCAAGACUCGCAUGCAGGGACUGGAAGCGAAGAAGUAUCGGAAUUCGGUGGACUGCGCCAUCCAGAUCUGGAAGCAUGAGGGACCGACUGCGUUCUACAAGGGGACGCUGCCUCGCAUGGGUCGGGUGUGCAUGGACGUGGGCAUCACCUUCAUGAUCUAUGACUCCUUCAUGGAGUUCUUCAACAAAGCCUGGAAGUGAGGGGGUUUUUUCCUUCCAGGCACUCUGGAGCCCUCCGAUCAACAGCCGAUCUUGCGAGACCUGUCCUUUCGGGUGCAAUAAUGGUUUUUGUGGUUGAUGUCUUUUUUUUUGUUGCUUCAGGGCAGAAGAAUGCAGGGAUGUCAGCGAAGUUGCCACUCCUUGCAGUUGUUUGUUGUCUGGUGGCAUCAAGGACUCAUUUAAUGUUAGGUCCUUUGAUAUUGUGUUUUCAGAUGGCUUUUCUUGUUAGUUCAAAAAUAUGAGGUGAGAGAUGGAUACAAAUAUGGAAGGUGGGGCACUUGAUGAGGGCAGAGAAUCAAUAAUAAUUGGAUGGGGGAUUGGGAUUUCUCACUCAUGGCAUCUCCAUCCAAGAGUGGGCACCCCAGAUGUUCACUGUGGAUUACCCAUGUACUAAGCUGUUACUGAAUUGUAAUAUCCUAUACAGGGUUUUCUUGGUUUUGAACCAUUGUAUUCACCUCUAUGCAAUGCUGCUCUUCGCACAAAAAAUAAUACUUCGAACAUGCCUGCAGAGUCUCAUCUUGGGUGCUUCCAAAUAACGGGAUUCUUUGAAUUCCUAUUUUGAAUCUUGAUUCUUUUGUGAUUUCAGCAUGUUUGGUUGGUUUUUGCCCACCUCAUCUCAAUGACAUCUCUGCAUUCGCCCUUUCUGUUUUGAAUGGGGAGCUCAUCCCCACAUUUCUUGCCGAAAAGCUUAGAAUCUCUAGUCAAGGAGACUCAUAUCCAAAGAAUCUCCUAUCGAUCCUUUGACAUAUACUCUCAGGGUUUUUAGAAGCGAUGCAACUAGAUGCCAGAUGGAGCGGCACAGGCCGGUAGAAGUGUUGUCGAGUGUUUCUGACAAAAAUCGCUACAUAUCUGCUUGCUGUGAUGUGAAUACUAAGAACACCAUUCCAAACCCAAGCUUUCUGAAUUCAGAGUUUCCAAAUAUGAAGUUUUUUAAUGGUAUAUAUGACUUUAUUUUAUAGAUUAUAUACGCAGGUGUCAAAAUCUUCAUACGAUGAAGCAUCUUGUGCCAUUCCCGGUUACAUUCCCGAUUGCAAAUUGUCUCACCGCACCAGGCGGCGAUGAGCAUUCGUCCUUUCUGUGAUGUAGUAUAGUUCCCUUUUACGUUUACAACUCUCAGAGGGGUAGCGAAAGAAAACGACAUAUCAGGUCUGCCUUGAAUCGCUGCAUAUCCAUCCCGCCUCGACUCAUCUCAACGGAGAAGCUUUGUUCUUGGAAUGUCGAUGUGCUUUAAUAUUUAGGGGCUUUGAAUGUGACUAUGUGGUAUGACAUAUCUGAAAAGUAUUAUGAUACAAAUAUGUUUGAGAGGUGAUGGUUUAAUAAAGACAUGACUUAGAGUUAGUAACCCUGUGAAUUCUGAGUUUAUUCUUUGCAAUUCCUUUUCAAAAGGGACAACUCUGAUGAAACCUAUCCAUUCUGUUUUUCUCAUUUUUGUUGCCCUGUAGUGAAAAAUUGAAGCCAUUGUUUUCUUACCUGGAAGAGAUUAUUUCUGUGCCCCUUGAAGAUGUAUGCUUCUUCACAC